AUGGUCCACCCCUCCUCUGAUGGAGGUGACAAUGUCACCAACAGUUCUGGCAGCCCACAGCUCACCGAUGGAGUUCCACUGGCGGCUACAAAUGAAGGCGCUGAUAAUGCUGCUGCUGCUGCUGCUGACGUCGAUGUACCACCAGCAGAUGAGAUUCGACCGUACGAUCACCUGAUCAACGAGGAGGCGGACACUGAUCUCUUCAACAAGACCUUCCCGGGCGACGCUGCCAUCGAUGAUGAUGAUGAUGCUGACAUCAAAGCUACUGCAGCAGCAGCUGACACUACUGGCAAGCAUGCCGCUGAUAAAAGAACCGGCUUCGUCCACUUCGACAGCAACGUCGACCACUUCUGCCUGUGGGAUGAGAAGUACGAAGAGACUCCCAGACGAUACAGCCGUACACUGGAGCGAAUGAAGGAGCUGGAGCUGAUUGACCGUUGUCAACUGAUCGAGCCUCGACGAGCCACCGAAGCCGAGGUCCUUCUGGUCCACACGCCCGAGUACCUCGCGAAGGUCGCCUCCAUCACCAGCCUCAUCGACCCGGCUCGCCUGGAGGAGGAGUCCUCGAAGUUCGACGCCGUCUACUUCAACCCGAACACCUUGGAGGCGGCCUUUACAGCCGCCGGCAGCGCCAUAGAACUCGCCGAGGCGGUCUACACGGGCCAGGUUCGAAAUGGCUUUGCCCUGGUCCGCCCACCAGGGCACCACGCGAUGGCCGCCGAGGCCUGCGGCUACUGCGUCUUCAACAACGUCGCCAUAGCGGCGAAGGCGCUGCUUCAAAAAUUCGAAGCCAGCGGCCUCCAGCGAAUCCUCAUCGUCGACUGGGACGUCCACCAUGGGCAGGCCACCCAGCAAGCGUUUUACAACGACCCUCGCGUCCUCUACGCCUCCAUCCACCGCUACGAGCUGGGCGCCUUCUGGCCGGAGCUGAUAGAGUCGAACUACAAUUUCACCGGUGAGGGCGCCGGCCGGCGGUACAACGUCAACGUUCCGCUGAACGACACCGGCCUCUGCGAUUCCGACUACCUCGCCAUCUGGCACAACCUCCUCCUGCCGAUCUUCUACGAAUACAAUCCGCAGCUGGUGCUCGUCUCCGCCGGUUAUGAUGCUGGUGAUCCUCUUGGAGAGUACUGCCUCUCGCCGAACGCCUACGGCCAGAUGACGCACAUGUUGGGGGCGUUGGCCAAUGGGAGGAUGAUACUGACGUUGGAGGGAGGCUACUCCCUCAAGGCGAUUGCCGACUCUGCACUGGAGUGCAUCAAGGUGCUGCUUGGCGAGCCCCCGGGAGCGCUUUCUCUUUUUAAUGAUUCGGAGGAGAAAAAAUGUGAUGGUCCGGCUAGUCCUGCAAGCUCAACUGAUUCUGGCGGAAAUGAAAACAUCAGAAGCAACAGCUCCUCUUCAAUUCAACUCAACGAGUGCGCCAUUGAGACGCUGCGAAAUGUAAUUGGCUACCACAGCUCCCACUGGCCCUCACUCGCCCUCAACGUGGACAUUCCCGAGACCAAGCUGUAA
This is a messenger RNA of Rhagoletis zephyria (snowberry fruit fly), 1512 nucleotides long. NCBI's taxonomy places the organism in Eukaryota, Metazoa, Arthropoda, Insecta, Diptera, Tephritidae. The record is from RefSeq and is a predicted model, not a curated record.